CAGAAUCUGAACGCGCAGGAGCAGAGAAAUGAAACCUACAUGUCUGAAAGGGAAACGUUUCUUAUUCAAAGGACGAGCAGUCCAGCAGACAUGGCCUCAGCUUGCAGCAUCCUGUAUGAAGAACAGGUCCUGUGUUCAAUCUGUCUGGGUGAGUUCAAUGAGCCCGUCUCCACUCCGUGUGGACACAACUUCUGCAAGGGCUGCAUCACCCAGUACUGGAAGAGUCAGGACAAUGCACAGUGUCCACUCUGUAAGAGAAGGUUGGGUAAUAAACCAAAGCUCAAGGUCAACACAGAAUUCAGAGACAUGGUGGAGCAUUUCAACCGCAUGAGAGUACAGGGUGGACCUAAGAUCGUCGCCCAACCAGGAGAGGUCCCCUGUGACGUCUGCACCAAACCGAAGCUCAAAGCCCACAAGACGUGCCUGGUGUGUUUGGCCUCGUAUUGUGAGCCACAUCUGGAGUCCCACCAGAACCUGAAGAAGCACAAGCUGAUCGAUCCUGUGUCCAACCUGGCGGACAGGGUGUGCAAGAAGCACGACAAGAUGCUGGAGCUCUUCUGCCGCACAGACCAGCAGUGUGUUUGCAUAAUGUGUUUGAACGACGACCACACGGGCCACGAGGCUGUUCCACUGGAGCGCGCCUUCCAAGAAUGGAGAGGCGGGUACGAGAACGUGACCUCUGAGAUGAAAAAGACGGAGAACUCCAUAUCAGAGAGUGUUAAAAAUAUCAGAUGCUUUGUGGAGCAGAGCAGGGAAACUACAGCGGAUGAGAUCAGAGAAACUGUACAAAUUCUAACUACUUUCGUAGCCUCUGUAGAAAAAUAUCAGGGUGAGCUGGUUGAAGCGAUUGAGCAGAAGCAGAAAGACAUAGAGAAACAAGCUGAAAAUCAAACAACUCUGCUGGAGCAAAGCCUUUCUGAAUUGAGAAGACUAAGAUGUGACGUUGAACAAUUUAUUCAGUCAGAAGACUACCUCUGCUUGCUGCAGAACUUCCCAUUCAAUGUAACAUCUGACAAUACUCAUCUGACGGACCAACCCACUGGCUCCAUUUUGCGAAUGACACAAGACAUUCCUGACAUUGGUCUGCAUCGUCAUAUAGAGAUGGUGAAAAAGUCAGUUGGUCAGAUUGAAGAAACACUCAGAAAUGAGAUGGAGAUGCUGAUCCAAAAGGUUAGGUCGUCUGAUUCUUACGAUGCACCUACACAGUCACACGUAGUCGAAAAUAUGGCAGAUAACAAUUUUCUCCCCGAGUUGUGGAGUCAGCCUCAGGGCGAGCUGAUGAAGAUCCAGCAAUCCAAUGCGGUGGACCUGACUCUGGACCCCUACACAGCCAGCAAUUGGCUCAAGGUGUCUGAUGAUGGGAAGCGACUGACCUCUCGUGGACGUCAGCAGAUCUUCUCCUCUUUCUUUGGCAGGCCAUUUAAAUACCUUCCUUACGUACUGGCAAAGGAGGGAUUUUCGUCAGGCAGGUUCUACUAUGAAGUCCAGGUUGGCGGCUGUAAAAGAUGGCUCUUAGGAGUGGUCAAAGAGUUUAUUAACAGAGAGAUGUAUUCCGUUCCUACCCCUGAGGAUGGGGCGUGGAUAUUGAACAGACCGAGCAACAUGUUUCUGACCGUUGGGGUGUUUGUUGACUAUGAGGAGGGUAAAGUUUCUUUCUACAAUGUGGAAGCCAGGUCUGAGAUAUUCACAUUUACAGGAUGUUCAUUCAAGGAGACAACACCUCUGAGAUCAUUUCUUUCUUCAGUGGCAGGUAUUUCAUCCAUUCACAGACCAAAAAUAUACCCUGUAUUUGGAAUAUAUGAUUAUUAUUAUGGGGAUAAUAUUGUUAUCACCCCUGUAAGCAAACCUUAAGCUACAGUAAGAGGUGAGGGGAAAUCUGUCUGACUAUAAAGUUCAGAAUAAUAUGAAUCAUUCUCUUAUUUUUGCCAGAUGGCCUACCAGUCUGAAAAUGAGUCACCGUUUGUUGUGCAUUUUCUGCAAUACUCAAAUCUGACCACUAAGUGGCACUAAUGUUUUAUAAAUAUUCAACUCCAUUACUAGCGUAUCAGUUCAUUGGGUCCCUCACAGCUUAGGAACAAAUAAGAAAUAUCUGAAGAUAAAGAAUAGAAGAAGAUCAAAGGCUUAUUAUUUAGCCAGACUAAUAUUACAAAUAUUUUUUCUCCACCCUAUAGCCGCAAACUUUAAUACAUUUUUUUGGGGGGAGGGGGGGAUUUCAGGUGCUGCAUUAAAACAAAGUGUGAAAUGCAUUUCUUAUUGGGACAGAGUCACCUCUUUCUGUGCAAAUACAUGUUUACACCCUUGCUGUUAUUUGCAGAAUUUUUCUGCACACUUAUUUCUAAAAACAUUUCUAUUCUUAUUUGCAUCUAUUUUUUCUUUUUUGCUUUUUGUAGUUUGUUUUUUAAUGCAUCAUUACACACAUUUCGUACAUUUUUAAUGAUCCUGUGCAGUUGCACAUUUGUUUUCUUUUGAGCAUGGUGAUUUUAACCCAUUUAAUCCCACCGACAUCAAUUGUUGCCAGACAUUUUUUUUAUCUUCUGGAAGCUCUAGAACAAUUGGUUUGACUUUUGGCAGCUAAUCGAAGUUUUAAAAUAAAAUAAUAAUGUGUCUACUCUAAGCAAUAUCAAUUUCAUGCAUCUAGUGUGAAAGGUCACAUGACCUGAUCUCUUUACUUUCUGCCUGUAACGCUGGAGGUAAAUGUCAGUCACAAACCUGUACAAGAGGAAGCCAGUAAAAUACUAAAUAAACAAAUAUAAAUUAAAUAUUUUGGACAUAUGUUCUUUAAAGUGUCUUCUACUGAUAUAUAAAGAAAAUUGUGUCCCUUCAAUCAUCUUUUGAUCAUAAGAAGAGUGAAUGUAAGCAUGGCAACAAUUGUUGGCGCUAGCAUAAUACAUAGACAGCGCUAUGCUAUAUGUCCAUAGCUUUCCUGUGUAUUCUACAUGCCUUGCUGUUCCCACACAGCUUAAAACUGUCAGACAUUUUAGAUCUUUUAGACCUGAAGGAACCUCAAAGAGAUGUUUUCUACAUCACUGUCAUUCCCACAGUUGAACCCCUCCCCUAUUUCACCACCCAAAACGCGAUCCUUUGCACAAAAUGUGGCCUAUGCACUGAAGUUUUGAAUACAAGAUGACACCACACCUGAAACUACUUUAGGACAGAGCCAAGGUGUAGCGCUUGGUCUGGUGGAACAGGGAGAUUUUCCUCUCAGAUGCAGAUUUGUUCAUACUAACAUUUUCACCGGAAUUUGCCUCAUUGAUUAAAUGACCAAAUGAGGUCAAAGGUCACACGAUGCAUUGAGACUAUGACAUCUGCAGGAUGUGGCAUUGAAUCUUUAUGUAUCUAAAAUAUUUCUGAACACUCUUGUAACCAUUCUUUGUUAUAAUAGAUUAUUAAUUUAAUAAGUUUUCUCAUUUUUUAUAUGUAUAAAUAGGCCAGAUUUGUGUAAUUCAGACUCUGCAGUUUCCCACCAGCAGCAAUUGUUGCCAAGUGUAAAACCUACAUGUUCACUAACAUAAAAUUUAACCAACAUAAAAUGUUAUAAUUCAUAAAUAUCAUGUGUUAGGGAGGUCCAGGGAUUGAAAUGCAUCCACUUAUUUUGCAGGAAAAAAUUUGGGAUUAAGCAAGUUAAUAACUGCACAAUAUAAUUUUUCUAAUGCUUUAAAUCUGCCAUUACUGAACAAUCUUACUUUGAUCUACUUUACCUUUGUGUGAAUACGAAUGCUUUCACUUAUCUCUAUCUUGCUGAUGAAUUUCCUCAGUGGGACAAUGAAUUAUAUUAUAUUUCUACUACAUUCUAAAUGAAGCCU
Gambusia affinis (western mosquitofish) is the source of this 3803-nucleotide messenger RNA. RefSeq names its product E3 ubiquitin-protein ligase TRIM39-like. The coding region runs from base 40 to 1851 and encodes 603 amino acids. Lineage: Eukaryota; Metazoa; Chordata; Actinopteri; Cyprinodontiformes; Poeciliidae. The transcript is spliced from 2 exons. The record is from RefSeq and is a predicted model, not a curated record. Gene Ontology annotation, molecular function: protein binding; zinc ion binding.